ACUAACAUUGAAGGAACUGUUAUCUGUGUUCAAAUCAAGAUGGCAUAUGAUCCCAUCUCUAAUUCCCUGUGUUAAAAACAGUGCUAAUUCCCUGUGUUAAAUUUUUGAUUUAUCAACACCAUCCACUUCUGGGGGAGAUAAGAGUUAUCUGGUUAUGACCAUAAUCAUUGCUCGUUUUUAUACAAGUCUUGGUUAUUUUUCGUUUCAGCGCCAGGCAGCAUUUGACAUGCAUGAAGCUAUUGGACUCAAUGGAUUAUUGUCGCAUUUAGAUGAAGAACAGAGCGUGCAGGAGGUUCCAACUGGCAUGUCCUCCUUUUUAUUUGAUGUUGGAGCUAAUGAGGUUCCACUCCUAACCCCUGGCAGCAAAGCAGUCAUGAGCCAGGCCCUGAAGGAAAGCUUUAGUGGCUUUGUUAAAGAAAGACGUCGUCUCAGCAUCCCAAAAGACCCUCAUGUUUGGACUGAGCAACAUGUCAAUCAGUGGCUCCACUGGGCUGUGAAUGAAUUCAGUCUAGAGAAUGUCAAUUUCCAAAAGUUCUACAUGACCGGUCGGGCCCUCUGUGAUCUUGGGAAGGAACGUUUUCUGGAGCUAGCACCUGAUUUCAUUGGAGACAUUCUUUGGGAGCACUUGGAGCAACUAAUGAAAGAUUGCCAGGAAGCACCACAACUGAACUAUUUUGGAACCUCCUCUCUCAUCAAUACAAGUUCUCGCUGGGUGGAUAAUAACAGUUUCCUAGCGUUCUGCUCCAAUCAGACCCAAUGUGGAGGUCAACUUUCUGAUCUUACUGGAAGUUUCCUGUCAGAAGUUUGUCAGAUCUCAUCGGAUUCAAACAAUCAAGAUUUUCUCAAUUUGAACCAAAGCUUCCCGAAUCUUUCUAACCCACACCUGGAUAAGGUGGAUAUGACCUACUACCCCGUGCAGCAAAAGCAAGUGAACAGUCUGCAAGUUGGCAUAAUCGAUCAUGUUGAAAGCAGGAAGCCAGGAUCUCUUGAAAGCAUGGAUAGUUUUGACAGUACAGGGGCGAUGCUGAAAUCCUGGAACAGUCAGUCAUCUUUGUGUGACAUGCAACGUGUACCCUCUCAGGAUAGCUUUGAAGAUGAAUAUAGCCAGCCUCUGUGUCCAAACAAACCAAAUAUCUCCUUCAAAGAUUACAUCCAAGAGAGAAAAGAGCCAUUGGAGCAAGGAAAACCGGUCAUUCCAGCGGCAGUGUUGGCCGGAUUCACUGGAAGUGGACCCAUUCAACUUUGGCAGUUCCUUUUGGAGUUACUGACAGAUAAAUCCUGUCAGACGUUUAUCAGCUGGACCGGCGACGGAUGGGAGUUUAAACUAACUGACCCUGAUGAAGUUGCUCGGCGAUGGGGCAAGCGCAAGAACAAACCCAAAAUGAACUAUGAGAAAUUGAGCAGGGGGUUGCGCUAUUACUAUGACAAGAACAUCAUCCAUAAGACCUGUGGCAAAAGAUAUGUCUACCGUUUCGUCUGCGACCUUCACAACCUGCUGGGAUACACAGCAGAGGAACUUCACGCUAUGCUCGGAGUCCAGCCAGACACUGAGGAUUGAUGUGUUUGCUGUCCCUUUAUAUACACUUUAUUUUAUUCUGUAAUUACCUAACAGUGAGAAUGGGAAUGGCAGUGGCCAAAUGAUUUCACUAUGGACCGGUCUAAUGUGGUGGGCGACAUGUGGGUUCUGCAGUGAGGGGCAGUUAGGAGGCAUCUUCCUUUGAUUUUGUUUUGCCAAAGGUGACAACUGGCAAUGGAACCCCUUCUAAUAUAGUUACUGCUUACCUGGUGGAGGCGUGAAGUAUUGAUCCAUUACAUCAAUUCAGUGCAUCAAUGCAUUUUUCCUUCUGAUUGCAAGUUGCUGAAUGUUAAAAAAGAGCUUUUCUUUCUUCUUUUUGUUGAAAAUAUUGAGAACUUCUACAAGCUAUCUAGUGCCAGCAACAAAUUGUUUAACAAUAACAUGAGUGCCGUUGUGCUAUUGUAGUUUCAGACCAAAGGUGUUUCCAUAAAGUGGGAGUGUUUUAUUUGCAAUUCAGGGUCAUUCCCCCAAGCCCAACACUUGUCUAUUGUUCUAUGAUACCUUUCAUCUCAAAUUAGUUAAUAUUUGUCUGCCACAUGAAACAGUUUGGUUUGCUGAGAAUUGGGCUACAAAUGUUGAUACAAGUUCACAUCAGCCCCAACAUAGUCACGUCCUUCAAAAUAGUGGAUUGCAUCCUACACUGGAGUUGUUCACAUCUUUGUAUAUUUCUUUGAUAAAUGUAAAAUGUUACUCCGAGACCAAAGGCCAAUGUCUUCUGAUCAAAACAUGGAAAUGUUGAACAGUUGCUAAGCAACUAUCAGGAAAUAGUUUAACAUGCAAAACAAUCAUUAAUCCCUCGCACUGGUAGUCACAUCUGUAGCCUGUAAAACCAAGAGUUCCCAUAUGUCGUUGCCUUUUGUGUUGACUGUUUCAAGAAUUAGUGCUGUCCUUUUAGUGAAGGCAUGAAACUGCUUGAUAGCAUUUAAAAGUCAGCGUUUAAACACUGCAAGGUAAUUUAACAGCUUUAUAAAUGACUCUGGCAGCUGUUUCCUAUCACACAGCUAUCAUUUUUUUUUGCUGCCAAGGUUAGGGGAUUAUAAAAGGCAUUAUAAGGCAUUAAGGCUGGAGUGGCUGAAGUGUGGGAGAGUUGUACAAAUACAGCGUUUUUUAGAAGGUAACUAAAAAUGCAGUCCUUUUACAGCAAUAUACUGGUGAAGGAUUCUAUCACUGGUCUUUUCUAAUUUACCAUGCAUUAAAAAGUUUCUGUAAAUAUGUGUAUAUAUUAUUUAUAUGGCUUACUUGUAGGGUUGCUUGCAGCAAAUAUUUUUGAUAGGCUGAAGUACCAAGAGCUAUCUUAAAGUAUUUCUGUUGGUUAAUCAAUGGAAAAUGUUUUGAAUUAACUUACAUGACUGGGUCAUGAAUUGAGACAACUUCCCAGAUGCUAGAAGCUCAUUUAAUGAAACUGCCCUUUCAUUAUGAUCAGUCUUUUUACUGUUAAUAAUUAUAAGGCAAGGAAGUUUGAAUCUUACCCUGCAAUGGUUCACCUCAGGUUUUCUAUGUCUGUGUGCCUCAGAUUGGAUAUGCAGAACUUAGACCAUCUAAGCAAAAGAAAAAUGUUAUUAGUUUAUUUUGGGUCAGGUACAAGGAGAUUAAUUUUAUAUAUAAAUUAUAAGAAACCUAGAAAAGGCAAGUGUUGCAGCUGGUUAUCUGCAUUGAAUUUGAGAAUUGUAUGAAACAAGCUGGGAAAAUAUUUUACAUAAUUUUGGAGGUUUUUCAAAUGAUGCAAAACGUGUAAUUUCCUGUACAGUGAUUAGAAUUUGUAAUAUUAAUUUUUUUGUAUAAACGGUUGUGGUUUCAAUAUAUUUUUGAAAUAAUAAAUCCAUUUUCUGAAACUUGA
Messenger RNA from Chiloscyllium plagiosum (whitespotted bambooshark), 3413 nucleotides. Lineage: Eukaryota; Metazoa; Chordata; Chondrichthyes; Orectolobiformes; Hemiscylliidae. The record is from RefSeq and is a predicted model, not a curated record.